GUUGGUCCACCAGCUCGAGAUGUAGCCAGACAUUUUGUGCAGAGAUGGAACUUUAUUAAAGAUUCCAAGGCAUACGGUCGUGAGAGUUUACCUUUCUUGGUGCCAAAAGGCGAAUACGUUAGUACACGUGAUGAGUCCAAGUUUAAAGGCUCAUGUAGAGUACAGUUGCUCAGGAGCAGUUCUGCAUGGAGUAGUGGGAUCAAGCUUGAGAAUUCUAUUUAUAACGCUUAUUGUCAUUUAAUUCGAAAUGCAAAACAUUUUAUAUAUAUCGAGAACCAAUUCUUUAUAACUUCUUCAGAAAAAGACACCAACAGCGUUGUCAAGAAUAGAAUAGGCGCGUUACUUUUCGAACGUAUCAAAGAAGCGCACGAGAAAAAUGAGAAAUUUCGCGUUAUUGUAGUGAUGCCUCUAUUACCAGCAUUUGAAGCCGAUUUAAACUCAAAUGAUGCUGGAACUAUUCGCAUGGUAAUGCACUGGCAAUACGUGUCAAUAUGCCGAGGAGGUAAAUCCUUGCUGGAGAAGAUAGCUGCAGAAGGCAUAAACCCGGAAGAUUACAUUAGCUUUUUUGCUCUCCGGAGUUACGAUCGAGUUAACCAAAUAAGUAAGGACACCGAUAGUAAGAAAACAGAGAAUGGCGAUGCAGACAGUACACUCGGUUCAACGGAAAGCACGAUUCAUGUCCCCGAUUCGAUUGCGCAAUAUGCGAUGGACUAUGCAGAUGAUGAUAGUCAUGAACGUAAGGACUCAUUCUCGGAUGAGAAAUACGACCCUCAUAUAGAAAAAGGGUUGGGCGGAACUGAGCCUGUUCGCCCUACCGCUAUGUUAUCUACCGAUCUCAAGCAAGCUUAUGUUACCGAAGAAUUAUAUGUGCAUACAAAAGUAUUGAUUGUAGAUGAUAAAUACGUCAUUUGUGGAUCAGCCAAUUUAAAUGAUAGGUCUCAGUUAGGCAGCCGAGACUCUGAGGUUGCAAUCCUUAUCGAGGACACAAAGACUGUCAAAUCAAGAAUGAACGGUGAAGAGUAUGAUGCCGCCAAAUUUGCAUAUACCUUGCGAGUAACGCUUUUCAAAGAACAUCUGGGGCUUCUUCCACCACAACACCACAAUACGAUGGAACGGAGUAGUUUGCCUCCAAUGAGCCGAGAAGAAAUCGAGGCGUUCGCUCAUGGUAAAGAUGAGAGUGUGUCGCAUAUGUUCGAUUAUUCACCGGAUGCACCAGAUUCCAAGCAUCCGACAAAAGAGGAUUUGAUAGUGAUGGAUCCAUUAUCGGACAAGUUCUACAAUUAUUGGCUGGAGACUGCACGGACCAAUACUGAAACGUAUAGGGCUGUGUUCAGAUGCAUUCCUGACGAUAAUGUUCGAACACUGGAACAAUGUCGACAAUUUGUUCCGGAUCCUAAGACCGUUCCUGUUGGGCAUGUUGCUAAUACGCAGGCUUCUGCUGAAGAUGUUAACGAGAAACUAAGAAAAAUACGUGGACAUUUAGUUGUAUUUCCUACGCACUUCUUAGAAGAGGAAAACUUGCUUGGAAGUGUUAUUGCAAGUGCUGUUACUCCAGCAGAAAUUUUCACAUAA
Paraglomus occultum is the source of this 1572-nucleotide messenger RNA. Lineage: Eukaryota; Fungi; Glomeromycota; Glomeromycetes; Paraglomerales; Paraglomeraceae. The record is from the annotation of a GenBank genome assembly.